AUGCAUCUCAGACACGUCCUGUCGGCCAUUGCCUUUGUGGUCAUCACUGUCAAUGGCCGUCCCAUUCUCCGAGGCUCCUUGGCCGAGGAAUGCGCCAAUCGUGGGAUGCCUAACCUAAGCAAUGCCGACUUCAACACCAAUGUCCACGAGAAACGGUCGAACGCUGUGCACCCCGGUCUUUACCCCGGCGGCGUGGAUGACAAGCUCGCUUCCGUCUAUGAGGGAGCGAAGCGCGACAAGGUGAAGAACCCGAGUAAUUCGGGGCCCAGACCGAACCUCGGAUCCAUGCCGGAGCGGGCGGUGCACCUCGUGAGGAUUUCCGAAUCUGAUUCCAGCAGUCAGGGCCAGGGCUCUGAUUCCUCACCCAUCCAACAGCCUAUGCCUCUCGUUUACCAGAGGGCGCAUUCAAGUCAUCUCGAGGCCGACAUGGCCAAUGACGUCGAUGUCGGCAAUCAACCCGAGGUAGAAAACAUGCGAGAGACACCGACGGCGCAUGAGAAGACCAGCAUCACCGAGUCCCAGAACGCUGUCGAGUCCCAGGCUUCUUCUGAUCCCUUCCCAAGUGUCCCUCACCAACAGGUUCGAGAGCUGCAUCCCAUUCCGGCCACCGAAAAAUUAAAUGACGGGGACAAUAGCAUGGUUGCGAACUCGAACAGGCGAGUGGUUGCAAUCUUGCGUGCCUGGCCGCACAAUGGCGACACGCACCAGAGCACGCCUCGAGAGGAGGAAAACAAGCAGACCAGAAAGGCUCCGCAGAACCAAGCCAUGCCUCAGCCGGAACUGAUGGACUCUCUCCGGGCAGCGAUGGGCGACAGCCAUAUGUAA
Molecule: messenger RNA, 825 nt
Organism: Thermothielavioides terrestris NRRL 8126
Lineage: Eukaryota; Fungi; Ascomycota; Sordariomycetes; Sordariales; Chaetomiaceae
Exons: 1
Coding region: 1-825 (274 amino acids)
Source: RefSeq, a predicted model, not a curated record